This is a messenger RNA of Amaranthus tricolor (Joseph's coat), 2185 nucleotides long. RefSeq lists its product as uncharacterized. The transcript has 12 exons. Bases 400 to 1854 code for a protein of 484 amino acids. Gene Ontology annotation, molecular function: zinc ion binding. The record is from RefSeq and is a predicted model, not a curated record. NCBI's taxonomy places the organism in Eukaryota, Viridiplantae, Streptophyta, Magnoliopsida, Caryophyllales, Amaranthaceae.
UGUCAAUAUUAUAUUCACGAUUAAUUACUCCGGUCAUAAAGAAAGCUGCAACAACCUGCGUUGGAGUGUAUGAAAGCACAUUGUUAGAAGUGACAUUUGCUUAGGAAUUGCAGAUGCAUUCAUUCCCUCUUUUCAAUCUCCAUUUCUCUGCAAAUUUAUCUUCUCAAACUAAAAUUAAAACUAUAACAAAAAGGGUUUUUAUUGUCACAGCAAGUACAAAUCUUGAACUCGGAAGAACACCCAAAAUAGGAAAAAGAAAUAAGAUUUUAAUUUUCAAAGAUAAUACCUUUUUUUCUUAUGCAAUUUCCAAAUUCAAAUUUGAGCUGUAUAACCCACAAAAAUCUCUCCUUAUACAAUGUCCAUAUCAUGUAAUCUUAUGAUCUGAUUCAAAAUGGUGAAAUGAUGAAGGAGGCAGGGACUAAAGGUCGGACUGGUUGCUACAAUUCUUGCAAUCUUUAUGACAAUAUGUUGGAGAUUCUUGACGGGUUUUUGCAAGAAAGACUAGAGGAAAAAGCAGAAAAAAUUUUGGAUACCGAAGUCAAGCAGAGGUUUGAGAUAAUGCUGGUACAAAAUAAAGGAAUAGACAACUUAGAGUUUCAAGAAAUCAAGUGCCGUGACCUCAAAUUCUUAAAUGAGAAUGAGGUCCAUGAUAAUAUAUAUUCCAACAUUCAACAAAAAAAUGCAAGUGAAGUAUUUGAUAACCUGAAAAUGUCGAGAGAAAGUGAAUCCUAUAAACAAAGUGAUGGUGAGAUUGAUGUUUCCACGUUGAUUACUCAUGAAAUUGUCAGCAUCCUGUCUGAAGUAUAUCAGGACAGCUCUAAUCUUCACUUCAUUCCUUCGGAAAAUGAAAAAUCUGAUCCCCUUGAUGAGAAAAUGGAAAGCGCUUCAUCUGCUAGAAUUGCAAUUGAGGGAAGUACAAAAUUUAUAUUAAAGCUAACUCAGGCUUCACAGCCUCUGAAAGAGCUUGAUGAGGAGUUAAGUCAGGAUUCACCGCCACAGAAAGAGCCUCAGGAGGACUAUGAUAAGUUUCCGAGUCAGGCUACUCUGCUUCUGAAAGAGCCUCAGGAAGACUAUGAUAAGUUGCUAAGACAGAUUUCACCACUUCUGAAAGAGUCUCAGGAAGACUAUGAUAAGCUGCCGAAUCAGGCUUCACCGCUCGCGAAAGAGCCUAAGAAAGGCCAGGAUAAGCAGUUGAGUCAGGCUUCACAGCCGCAGAAAGAGCUACAGAGAGAUCAUGAUGAUCAGCUGAGUCAGUGCACAAAGGUUGAACUUAGAAAGUUAAAACCUAAGUGGCUUGAAAGGUUUCUAAAGAGGACCUUCUUUGACCCUUGCUCCAAACAUCCUAUUCGCCGGAAUGAGUCAAACAAGUAUUGCAUUGAUUGUGAUGCUGCUCUUUGCCAAUAUUGUUUGUCAUUAGCUUCCCAUACGAAGCACAGAGUUCUGAAAAUCUACCGUCAUGUUUACAAGGAUGUGGUUCCGCUUGAUGAGAUAGAAAGGCAUAUCGAUUGCUCACGGAUCCAGCCAUACAGGUGCAAUAGGCAGCUAGUCAUAUCUUUGAGUCCUCUGCCACACACGGGGUCGUGGGGUAAAACAAAUGAGGAAUCAUCAUGCCAAACAUGCAAAAGAAAGUUGAUUGAGCAUGAAAUUUUCAGUUACUGCUCCAUUUCUUGCAAGGUCGAUGCAUUUUUGAAAAAGCCAGAUGAAUCUUCACCUCCAUUUCUGUUGCUUGAUAACACGGAGCCAGAAGCCCCAGAAGACGCAAGUCAAGAAGCAAGUCAAGAUGUCGAGCAAGAACCAGCGCCAAAGAAGAUUCGCAAGAGAAAGGGAAUACCUCAUCGCGCUCCUUUCUAUUAAUUCCUUAAAUCUUUCCGCAUUGAUAAUCGGGUGGAUUUGAUUUAAACCAUUGUCGUUUCCUUUGAUUUGUUGUGAAGUUUUCAUCUAAUGAGGCGAAAACACCUCUAUGGUCCAUCGUCAUCCUGCAAGUAUUUGCAGAUAUUUUUAACUAAACCAUUGUCGUUUUCUUUAAUUUGUUGGUGAAGUUUUCGUUCAAGGAGAGGCGAAAGCGCCUCUAUGGUGCAUCAUCACCCUGUAUGAAUUUGCGAAUAUUUUUAUGUUUAAAUGUAUUGUUAAAUUAUGUAACAGAAUUUUAUUCUAGUUUCAUGACUUUCAUCCAUUUUAGUGAUCA